Messenger RNA from Lactuca virosa, 1862 nucleotides. Lineage: Eukaryota; Viridiplantae; Streptophyta; Magnoliopsida; Asterales; Asteraceae. The record is from the annotation of a GenBank genome assembly.
AUGGGUCCUUUGACGUGUAGCCGCAACAAGCGUGGCGGAGAAUUUGAAUCUUCAUCACAAUCUAUUUCUGGUUAUGCCUAUUGCCACCCUCACAUCUCGAAGAAGCACAAGUCAUCAUCUUGCUGUUCGACUUCGGUUGCCGCAAAGCAGAGUUCGGUUUCAAGGCUUAGUCGAUAUCCGCAACCGGUGACCCAGAUUCCUAGAGAACUUCAUGCUCCUUGUAUAGUUGUUAAGGGAUUUACUGCAAACUCGAAAAGAUUAGAUAGUAGUUCUAGUGAAUAUAAUAGACAACAAGCAGAUAAAUUUGUUGACCGGAUGAGGAAUUUUUUCCGUGCGACGUGUGAAAGAGUGAAGGAAGCAAUUUUCGGCAGUCAUACGCAUGUUAAGUCUGAAACUGAGGAUGAGAUAGAUGUCGACAAUAUACAGAAUGUUAAUGAGGAAGAAGCUGCUUCACGGGAUUCAGAUGUUGAGGAGGUUGCAAUGGUGGAAGGUGAGAGAGAAGACAUUGACAAAUCAGGGGAUCUACAAGACAUCAUAGCUAAAUUUAGGGAAUUAGAUGGAGAGGCUGGAGAAAAUCUUGGCUUUCAGCCUUCUACUUCUUCAGGAGUGGUUUCACAGUUGACAGAUGGGAAGAAUUUAGAAUCAUUAUCACUGAACCACACUCACAGACCAGAUGAUUCGGAUGUAGAUGCAGGUUUGACAGAUUGGAAGAGAUUAGAAUCAUUAUCACUCAACCAGAGGCCAAAUGAUUCGGAUGUAGAUGCAAGUUUGCCUUACCAUAAAAAGCUAUUAGAAGAUUCAGCCAAAAAACACGACUCAAAUCUUAGGAGGUUGAGCUAUGAUAUCAGACUACAGGAACAAAAGAGAGCUUUGUAUAAGCAGUUGCAUCCUGUGAAGAAAGAGGAGGACACACUAAUUGAGCCUUUUCGGCCUCUUACAGAUGAUGAAGAGGAAAUGGUUGCUGUUGCAUUGUCCAAUUCUAGUCGAAGGAAGGUUUUGGUUACUCAUGAGAAUUCAAAUAUUACAAUCACCGGAGAAGUUUUACGGUGUUUAAAACCUGGCCAAUGGUUAAACGAUGAGGUUAUUAAUGUUUAUCUUGAGUUGCUGAAAGAGAGGGAACAGAAGGAACCAGAAAAGUUUCUAAAAUGUCAUUUCUUCAACACGUUUUUCUACAAGAAGUUGAUAAGUGGAAAGCUCGGCUAUGAUUACAAGUCAGUUAGAAGAUGGACUACCCAAAGGAAGUUGGGAUACAGUCUUCUUGAUUGUGACAAAAUAUUUAUCCCUGUUCAUAAAGAAAUACAUUGGUGCUUGGCUGUUAUCAAUAAAAAAGAAGAAAAAUUCCAGUAUCUAGACUCACUUGGAGGCAUUGACAAACAAGUAAUGGGAGUAUUGGCCAAGUACAUUGUUGAUGAGGUGAAAGAUAAGAAUGGGGAAGACAUUGAUGUUUCUUCGUGGAAGCAAGAAUAUGUGAAGGACCUUCCUAUACAGAAGAAUGGGUUUGAUUGUGGUGUGUUUAUGAUCAAAUAUGCAGACUUUUAUAGCAGGGACAUUGGCCUUUGUUUCAAACAGGAAAACAUGCCAUAUUUUAGGUUAAGGACUGCGAAGGAGAUACUGAAAUUGAGAGUCGACUGAAUGAAUACCUGUCACAUUAGUUUUUUUGUAUGUUGGUAUCGUGAGUUGUUGGAAAGGUGCCUUAGGCAAAUGGGUUGAGUGUUCAAGUGGUGCUUUUGAGGAAAGGUGUACAUUUUGGAGUAACGGAGUAGAAUAGGCGAUGUUUGAGUUUAGCUGUUCUAGAAAAAAAGUAAAUUAUUUUAGUUAAUUUAAGAAUUCAUUUUUGUUAAUUUAAUUAAAGUUAAAUGAAA